AUGUUUUAUGAUGAUGCCGAGUCUUCGCUGCCAGCAUCGUGGCGAGCCUCUGGCAGAAUGAAAACAAAUCGAUCAGUUGUUUCAGCACUGUCGCUUAUAUUAUGUUCUAUGAUUUUAACAAAUCGCAUAAGCAGUGGACUUAUAAGUGGUGGUAAAAGAUAUGACCCUAAAAAAUAUCCGUACGUAGUGACUAUUAAAACAAUACCUAAGAAUAAUCCUAAAACUUCGUUUCAUUGCACUGGCUCAUUGCUAAACGAAUUGUACGUGUUGACCGCUGCUCAUUGUGUUUUUGGUGAAAAAAGUAAUGCGGUUACAGUAUAUCAAGGAUCGUAUUUGAAUAAUAAAGUUACUCGAAGGGUUGCUGAGAUUCAUGUACACAAUGAUUAUAAACCAGAACUGAAUGCGUAUGGAGAUAUUUGUGUGUUGAAACUAAAAAGCGGAUUCCCGAAUCUCAAGACAUUUAUAGAAAUUGGUGGCGAGCCUAAAGAGUUUGCCGAUCUUAAAGAAGUGAAAUGUGUAUGUAUUGGAUUUGGUGUAAAAGAUAAAAAUCAUACUGAUGGUUCGGAAGGAUAUAUUAUAGAGGCUCUUGUCAGACAUGGCAGAACCGCUUGUGGAGACUACGAAGCGUAA
This is a messenger RNA of Rhopalosiphum padi (bird cherry-oat aphid), 630 nucleotides long. RefSeq names its product neutrophil elastase-like. Gene Ontology annotation, biological process: proteolysis. Lineage: Eukaryota; Metazoa; Arthropoda; Insecta; Hemiptera; Aphididae. Gene Ontology annotation, molecular function: serine-type endopeptidase activity. Bases 1 to 630 code for a protein of 209 amino acids. The record is from RefSeq and is a predicted model, not a curated record. The transcript is spliced from 4 exons.